AUGGGUGGCAGACUAUCCGUUCCGAAAGGGCCUGCGGGCACCACCGAAAUGAGCCGUCCAGCCUCACCUUAUCCUCGUCGCAAGAUGCCCUUCAACUCGCGCACAAUCAUUGCUCCCGCCGCUGCCUUCACAAUGGCCUGCCUGCUAUUCGUCUAUACCAGAACCUCCAUCCGCGCCGCCAAAGCAAACGCCCAGAGACAUCGCGACGCCGACAGUGGUGGUGAAGGUCUCGAUCUACUAGCCGAGAGCAGGAGAAGACACGGUCGGGGUGAGAAGCUAGACCAAGGUGGUAGUACCCUGUCCGAGCUGGCCCACGGUGCUAGAGAACAGUUCUUGGGCCCGUCCAAGUCAAUCACGCAUCCCGAAAAACUAAAGGGUCGCUCGCCCAUCUCAGAGAACGAGGAAAAGUUGAGAGCUGCCAUGGGCAAGAAGAGCGACGACUCCGAACCAUGA
Messenger RNA from Aureobasidium vineae, 453 nucleotides. The record is from the annotation of a GenBank genome assembly. NCBI's taxonomy places the organism in Eukaryota, Fungi, Ascomycota, Dothideomycetes, Dothideales, Saccotheciaceae.